CUUGGAUGUCCAACUGCUUCCGGUUAUAAAGGGAGUAAUGUAGAUUUUGCAAUUUAAGGUGUAAGAUUGCAAUUUACUUAGUGUUUUUAUGUAAUUAUUAAUAAAAGUCAUUGUAAAUAUUGUAAAGUUAGUUAAACAUAGACAUGAAUGUAUUUGAUCUUGAUUAUAUACAGAUGUGAGUGAUAAAAACACUAUAAUAAAAUAUGUGCACGAAAAGUUACGUGUUUCCAUCUUGACAAUUUCAGAAAUAUAAAUAAAGUUUAUAUAAGAUGUCAUUGGAAAAGUUACUACUUAAAUGCGGCGUUGUAAGCAUUAAAUAUGCUACAAGUUCACAAUGUGGAGUGCAUCAGAAGAACCACCAGAAAUAAUGGAGGAAGAGGUACUUGAACCUGUGGCACAUGCAAAAGAAAAGUGUGAACAAAAUAAAAGCCAGUUGGAAACUCUUAAAGAAAUUAUGUUGAAAAAUAAACAAAGUUUAAAAAAGAAAGAAGAAGAAGUUCAGGAGUAUGCAAGAAGACUUUCCAAAAUUAAAUCUAGAGCUAAAUUAUCACGACGAAAUAGAGAAGGAAAUUUGACUUCCAAAGAUGUAACUCAUACAUCUGAAACAUCAUUGGCAAAUACAUCUGAUCAAAAUAUUGAUGACAUUAGUCAAGCAAAAACUGUAAAAGCAAAAUCUACUUUACUCCAAAAGAAACUAGCAGAAAAUAGAAAAGCCUUUGAACAGCGUAACAAAGAAAUAAUAGAAACUAAACGUGCAGUUGAAGAAAAAGUAGAAGCUAUUAGACAGCAAUUGGAAGAAAAAGAUGUGACAGUAAUGGGUUUUCCAAGGGAUCAAUUAUCUGUUACUCCUGUUAAACCAGUGAUGAUUACUUCUGAUAUCAUGUCACCAAUACAAAUUGAAAGCAUUCAAGAAAAGGAAAACAAAAUUACAGAACUUAAUAAUAAAAUUUUGGAACUUGAAGCCGUAAUUAUGGAUCUUCAAGAAAAUUUAAAAGAAAAAGAUUCUGUGAUUGAAUCUAAAACAAAGGCAGUUACCCUUAUGUCUGCAGAUCUUUCAAAAAAGGGUAAAACGACAUUAGAUACUCUCGAAGAUACGAAAGACGAAAUGAGAACGAUGCAGGAACAUUUUGUACUUUUAGAGAUGUCCCUGAAAAAUAAGAAUGAAAAUCUUUUAAUGCAACUGCAAGAAAGGGAUAGUAAAAUAGCAGAAUUAGAAGAUUCGAUUGAUGGAUUUAAGAAACAAAUUAACAAGCAAAAGUUGUCUGAGUCAGCAAGUGCUGAUUUCUCUCGUUCUACAAUGGACGCUUUGGUAGAAAGUAAAGAAGUUAUGAAAUCAAUGCAAGAAAAUUUUGUACUUAUAGAAUCUUCCCUUAAAGCAAAAAAUGAAAAUUUAUUACAGCAGUUGAAAGAUUACGAGUUAAAGUUAGCCGAAGCUAAUGAACGAAUAUUUAAACUGGAAUCUGGUAUUGGAAUAGUCAGAGAUCCAACUGUUAGUGAUUUGCAGUUUAAAUUGGAAAAAUUGGAACAUAAUAAUAAGCAGUUGCAAGAUGAAAAAUAUGAAUUACAAAAAAAUGUUGCAGAAUUACAAGAUAAAAUUGUAAAUAUAUCUAUGCAUGGUAAUGGUGCAAUAAUAGAAAAAGAUAAUAGAAUAGUUGAACUUGAAAAUUUAGUAGAAGAAUUAAAACAAUCUAAUAAGCUUCUUGAAGAAGAAUCUAAAGCAGAAUUGCAAAAUCAAGUGGCAGAUUUAACACUAAAAAAUGAAGAAUAUUUGAAUAAAAUAACCGAUCUUGAAAAUUUGGUACAUAAACUUGAAGAACAAAAAAAUGAAAUUAUGGCAAAAUUACCAGAAGAAAAUACUAUUAGAGAAGAUGAAAAAGUGAUGAAACUUACUAAGGAAUUAGAAGAAUUGAAUAAGAGUAUGAUCAAAAUUAAAGCACAGCAUAAAAGUAAAGUAAAAAGUCUACAAAAACAAUUGGAGAACUUUAAAAAAAUGUCUGAUACAAAUGCGGAACUUGUCAAAUUGGGGAAUCAAGUGGCAUUAUUAGAGGAGGAGAAAGGUAACCUUCAGCUGAGUCUGGUAGACUUUGACGAGCUUAAAGCCUCAGCAGGAGAUUGGCAAGAACGUGUUGUUGAUCUUGAAAAUAAAGUUUCUGCUCAAGCGAAAGAAAUUGAAAUGCAAAUUGAAGCUAUUGCUACUCUAGAAAAUCAAAAAUUGGAUUUAAUGCAAGAACUCCAUAUGGCAAAGCGAGAAAUCUCGUCCUUAGAGGCAGAAAAUGCAGAAUCUGAGAAUCUUAGAGUAACUGCAGAAAUUAAAGUGGUUGAUCUUGAAGAACAGUUAGAAGCUCUGCAUAGAUUACAAAACGAAAAUAAAUCAGAAUCUUUAUCAGACACUAAUCAUACAGAAUUGAUUAAACAAGUAGAAACUUUAACCCAAGAAAAUGCCGAGUUAUAUAAUAGAAUAUCAAAAUUCGAGGAAAAAGGAACAUCUGAUACUGGAUCUACUGAGUCGUUUGAAGCUAUACAAGAAUUGGAUAAAACUGAUUUGUUGAAAAAGAUUGAAGAUUUAACACAGAAAAACAAUGAAUUAACUCUUAAAUUAAAUAAACUUCAACAAAAAGAAAAUUUUUAUGCCGAAUCUACGGAAUCUAUAAAUGAUACAGAUAAAAAUGAAUUAUUAAAGAAGAUUGAUCAGUUAACCCAAGAAAAUACUGAUUUAACAGUUAAAUUAAGCAGAAUGGAAGAAAAAGGAUCUUCUGAUACAGGUUCAACAGAAUCUUUUGAACGAAUUCCAGAACAUAAUGAGAAUAUGACAAAAAUUGAACUUCUUACACAAGAAAAUAGUGAACUUGUAAUCAAACUUACAAAACUUGAGGAACAAUUAGGGCACAUAGAAUCUAAAUCAGAUAUUGAUUUAAAACUAAAAAUUGAUGUUUUAUUGCAAGAAAAUGAUAAUCAGUCUGUAGAAUUAUCGAAACUCAAAAUUCAAAUAACAGAUCUUGUUGAAGAGAAUAGUAAAUUACAAAAACAAAUUGAAAUAUUGUCUACAAACAAUAGUGAUUUAGCAACUCAGUCUGCUAAAUUAGAGGAUCAAAUUGAAAAUAAACAAUCCGAAACUUCCGAAAUAUCAAAGAGAGAAGUUGAUUUCAAAGCGCAAAUUGAUAUGUUAAUCGAAGAAAAAGAUCUUUUACAAAAAGAGGUGAAAGAAUUACGUACUUCAUUAGAACAAUGGCAUGAAACAACUCAGGACCUUCAAAUCAAUGAUUUGAGAAUUAGAAUAGAAGAAUUAUUAAAAGAAAACGAAGAAGUGGUAACGAAAGUGUCAGAACUUAAACAUUCCAAUCAGAAGUUAAAAGAAAAUCUAACUGAAGUGAUUCAGGAAAAAGAAGAAUUAUAUUUAAAAAUAAAUCAAAUGUUACAAGAUAAAUCUAAUAAUGAAAAGUUAGAACUUAUUGAAAAAUCGGAGAAACUGAAUCAAGAAAAGAAAAAUGUUGCUCAAGAUAAAGAAAUCAAGGAUAAGCAAAUUGGCACUGUUACACAAUCUGAUCAAGAAGUAUUUGAAAUACCACAAUCAGAUGAUUCUCUACCUCAACAAACAGAAUCCAUGAUUAUUGCUUCUUUGCAACAUGAGAUAGAAGAAUGCAAAACUUUAAUUGCAGAACAGACAGAUAUAAUCAAAGAAAUGAAAAUAAAACUUGCAAACAAAGAAGAGGAAUUGAAAGGAAAGGAUAAACAAAUUGUAGAAUAUGAGAACUCUGAAAAGAAAGUGGAGAGUUUAGAAAAGGAAUUGAAAAAAAUGUUUAGUACUCUAGAAGAAUGGAAAUACAAAUCCAAUGAAUUGCAAGAAAAAAUGAAAGAAUUGGAGGCACAAAAAAUUUCCAUUGAAGACAGAUUCAGAAUUUUGCAAAAUGAAAAUAAAAUGUUACUACAUGAAAAAGAAAAUAAAGAUGCAGAAAUUAUUUUACUGAAACAACAAUUGCAGAAUACAACAACGACAUUUGAAUUAAAGCUUCAGGAGCAACUUGCAGCCAUUUCUGAAAAGGAUAAUGAAAUUACUCAUUUUAAAGAAAUCAUCGAGGAUAAAAAUCAAGAAUUACAAACCAAAUAUACAGAACUUCAAAAUAAGAUGAUUACGAUUGAUAGUUUACAGGAUGAACUUAAUAACUGUAAAAUAUUAAUUCAAGAUAAGGAUUCUUUAUUAACAUCGAUGUCCGAUGAAGUAGUGAAUCUUAAUAAUCUAGUGAAAAGUAAAGAAGAAGAAAUACAUACUUUGAGGAAAGACAUUGUUGAAUUAAAUAAUAAAGUAAAAGAAUCAAUGCCUAUAAAAGAUUAUAAUGCUUUAAUAGAGCAAUUAAAAGAUAAGAAUAUGAUUCUUGAUGAACUUGAAUGUAAGAUCAGUGCAACUACCAAAGAAAAUAGCAAUCUAUUAGAGAAAGUGAAAAAUCUAUCUCAACAAAAUAACGAUAUUCAAAAUCAAUUAAUCGAGAAGCAACGAGAAUUUGUCGACUUACUAACAAUGAAAGAUCAUUUGGAAGCACAAAUUGUAGAGUCUAAAAAUGAAAAAAGUGAAAUUGAAAAGCAAAUUUGGGAAUUACAGAGCAUUAUAGACAACAAUUCAAAAUUUAUCAAUGAUUUGCAAGCAGAAUUAAAGAGUACUUAUAAACAGAUAGAACAAUUGAAAGUUAAGCAUACUGAAGAUAUACAUCUACAAAAUCAAAGACUUGAAAAUGUAAUUGAAGAAUUGAAUGCUAAGAUGCAAGAAUGUGAAAUUUUGAGAGGUAAUUUGGAAGAGAAGGAAAGGCUAGUUGGUUACAAUAUAACUGAAGAAACUAAAGUUGCUUUAGAAACUAAAGUUGCUGAUUUGGAGCAAAAGUUGAAGGACUCUGAUGACAAGAUACAAAUGCAGCUAGAAAAGAUGAAAAAGAUUGCUGCUAAUCUAAAAAAGAAAACGGCUAUAUGUCAAGAGCUUGAGAGUAGAGUUACCGAGCUCGAAGAAAAGUGGACAACUGAAAAAGAUGAAAAAGAAGCUAAAAACAAGCAAAUUCAAGAUGUGGAGAUUGCAAUACGUGAGAAGGAUAAUAGAAUAGUUGAUUUAGAAGAAAAAUUAAUGCAAGCUAGAAACGAAUCUACAGAAGCCUCUAAGGAUAUUGAAAGAUUAACGCAUGAUUUGGCUAAUUUAAAAGAAAUACCUCUACUUAGGCAACAAAUUACAGAAAUGGAAGAGGAAAUUGUAAAAUUACGUCAAGAUAUUGAAUCUUCAACGGUCGAACUCACAACAGAAAGAGAAAGUAAACAGAAAAUAAUCUCGGAGUAUGAAUCUUAUAAACAACAAGUUAUCCAAGAAAAUGAACGUAAACAAUCUGAGCUAGAAGAUAUGAAGGAGAAAGCUAGAGAACUUAGUGUACGAAUGCAAGUUAUGGAGACAGAAUAUGUUGAACAGCUUACAUUAAUUAAUGAUCUUAAGGCUGAGAAUGGCUUAUUGUUAUCAAAACAGGCGCAUAUUAAUGAAAAAUUAGAGACUGUUGAAAAAGAAUCAGAAAAACAAAAAUUGUUGAUCGAGCAGCUAGAGAAAACAGUUAACACAUCUAUGGAAACCACACAAACUGCAGAGGAAGAAACUAUUGAAGAUGAUGCAAAAAUGACUGGAGCGCAUCAUUGCAAUCAUUGUGAACAAUUCCAGACUUUGGUGCAAGCAUUGGAAGCAAAAUUACAAGAACGGGAAGCUGAAAUUGAGAAUUUGGAUAACGAAUUAGCUAAUUCUAUUGGUAAUUUUGUUCAAAUGAGAGAAUCUCUUAGGUAUAACGAUUUGAUGAACCAAACUAGCAUGAGAAAUAGGUCAUUGGAGGAUUCAUACAAUGAUCUUUUGUUCCAAUAUAAUUCAUUAAUAACAAAUUAUGAGGAAGUGAAAGUAAAAUCGGAAGAAACAUUGAAGGAAAAUGAGAAAUUGAUAGCAAAGAUUGAGGAGCUGCAAUCUACAAAUACCACUAUGGAAGAAAAGAUAAUUACAAUGGAGCAAACGUUAGAAGUUAAUAAGCAAAAAAUCGAAAGUAUUGAUUUAUUAAACUCUGAUUUAACAAAAAAAUGUCAAUUACAAGAAACAGAAUUAUUAAACAUACAACAGGAAAUGCAAAUUGUUCAGAAACGCGCUGAUCAACUAGAACAACAAUUGACCCUUCAAAUAGAUUCUUUUAAAUUCAUGGAAGCACAGAAAGCCAUUGUAGAAAAAUCGUUGCAAGAUACUAAACACAGCUUGGGACAAGAAAUUGAGACUCUUAAAGUCGAUAAAGAAUCCAGUGAAAAAAGAAUAGGGGAAUUACAAGUGGAAUUAGAGGCAUAUAGAAAUCAGAGUAAAGAAUCUAUGGAGAAAUCAAAGAAAGAGACACCCGUUUUUGAUAGUGCUCUUCAAGAUAAUGCUCCCCAAUUAUUCGAUGCUUCUAAAAUCUUUGGUAUGCCAUCUACUUCUGAUUCUGAUCUUUUGACUGAUAAAGAAGUGAAAAGAUUGCAGACUUUAUUAAAUGAAAAGGAAACACAGUGUUCUAAUUUGACUCAAGAGAUUAAUCAUUUGCAGAAAAUGAUGAUUGAAGAAAGAACACAAAUAUCUCAGAAUUAUAGUCAAUGUGUUGAAAAAUUAGAAAUUUCGCAAAAGCAAUUGCAUGCAGCAGAGACAAAUAUACAGAAACUAGAACAAGUAUCGAUUGAAAAAGAAAAACAGAUCGAUUCAUUGAAUGCAGAAUUGCGCAAUCUUAGCAUGCAAGUAAUGGAACAGCAAAAUGAUAUGGACAAUAAAUUCAAAGAAUCAUUGCUAGCUAAAGACAAUCAAAUAGAGGAACUAAACACGAGUUUGAUUUCCAUGAGAGAAACAUUAGAUAAAGCGAUCACAGAUCGAAAUCAACAAAAUGGCCUUUUAGAAUCAUAUAAGUUACAGAUAAAUAACUUAGAAGCAGAAUUGAAAAAUUUGACUGAUUUUGAAGUAAUACAAGAACUGGAAAAUCAUAUUUCAGUUCUUACUAAGGAGCGUGACUUGCUACAACUACAAGUGAAUGACUUGUCUAGGUCUAUGGAGAAAUUGAAAGACUCCAUGAACGUUGAACGAAACUUACAGGUAGAAAUUGAGAAAACUGUACAUGAAAGGGACGAAGCCAGAGAAUUAGUUGCAAAUCUUACACGAACUUUAGAAGAUAUUCAUGAACAGUCUGAUAAAACGGAUACGUCAACAAAAGAACUUAUUCCAUUAGAAAAAGUUCCUGUUACACAACAAAUAGAAUCAGAAAUUACAACAGAGGGAAUUCAGCAGGAAGUUUUAUUGGAGAUGGAAGCUACAUGGGAUGUAGGAUCGAUUGAAAAACUUAGUGUUGAUGAGGAAACCUGGGAAUGGAAUGCGGAAGAUGCUCAGUUAGCUAGUGAACAACAUCUCACCACGACAUUAAUUCCCAGUAUGGAAAUGCAGUUACAAGCCAGAGUAGAUGAUCUUCAGGAUCAGAUUAAAGAUUUUGAGAAGGAAAAGGAGAAAAUAAUAGAAGAAAGUAAAGCAGUUCAAUUGAAAAACAUGAAGAUGAUAAAGAAAUUGAAGGAGUACAAAAUACAGAUAGACAGUCUUCAACAACAGCUAAAAAUACAAAAAUCAGCAAGUGAUUUUUACGAAUUGGACUCUGCAAUAGAGGAGGAAUUGAAAUCUCAGAUCAGUAAAUUGGAAAAGACCUUAAGUGAGAUUAAAGAGGAACAUAAAAAUACUGUUGUUGAGAAAGAGGCUUUGAUGAAACGUUUAGAUGUUGUAGUCUCUGCGAAUGAAAGAUAUAUGGAAAUGAAGGAAAGACAGGAUAUGGAUAUGGAGGUAUUGCGUAUUCGAAAUAAGGAAUUGUCUGAUAAAGUCGAUGCUCUUGAUAAAAAAUUACAGGAAAGUGCACUUAAUUUGGAUAAAAAUGACACUUCUCAAAAUGAAAGCAUUGUUUCCUCCAACAAAGAAGCUAAGUCAGUUAUACAGGAACAUUCUCGAGAGAAACGAUCUCUUCAAGAAAUAGAUUAUGAAACUUUGUCUAAAAACUAUAAAGAUGAGAUCGACGAUCUUAAAGAUGAAAUAGAGGCACUUGCGACUGAGAAUGAGCAACUUCAACAUUUCUUGGCAGAACAAAAGAAGAAAUUAUUUACUUUAGAAUCAAAACGAACUGCGGAAGAAAGUGAAUCUAUCCAGAUUGUUGACGAUUUAAAUAAAAGAAUUUCGGAGUUACAAGGAACGUUAAAUAAAUCUAGAGAAGAAUAUGAUUUACUGAGGAAGCAGUAUGAACAGAGUUUAAUGGAUGCCAACGAUCAAGUUACAGCCAUGAGACAAAAUACUGAUCUUUUAAAGGAAGAAGCAUUUGAAAAAACUAGUAAGUUAGAAACGGAAAUAUCCGAAUUGCGUCAACAGAUUGAAACCUCCGAAUCAAACGUUAUCGAGUUACAGAAAAAAUUGCAGGAAGUUCUACAACAAAAAACAUUCCUAGAAGAAAAAUUAGUCACUUCAGAGAAGCAAUUAUCUUCUGUGAAUGCAUCGAUGAUGGAAGUGACCGAUCUUUUGAAUAUCAGGAUACAAGAAGUGGCUGACUUGAAGCAGGAACUUCAGAGACAAUAUGUAGAUCAUGAAGAUGCAAAGAUAAAGUUGCAGAGUGCUAGACAGGACUUGAGUCAGGAACUCAAUGAGAAGAAACAACAAUUAGAAACUCUGAAGAAAUCUUUUAGUGAGAAAGAAAAUGAAUGUAUUCAACAACAGAGUGUGGAAACUGUUAGUGCUCUCAUCAGUCAAGCUACUCAAGAAUUAGUACAAAAGCAUGCAAUAGAAAUUGAAGAAAAAGAAAAACAGAUACGAGAUCUUAAUGAAAAAUUAUCAAUGUUAGAAAUAGUUAUGAAUGAAUAUUCACUCAAAAAAGACAGUAGUCAAAAUCAGUUUGAUGCUCAAGAACUGGAACUUCUAAAGCAGAAAUUGAUGGAGAAGGAGUCAACUUUGACAUUUGUCCAGACGAAUUUGACAUCAAUAAAAGACCAGUUUGGUAAAAAAGAAAUAGAGUUAUCUGAAAGUAAGGAAAAAAUUCAAAAAUUGUCAUUGGAGAACCAGAAAUAUUCGGAAACUGUUGAAAAACUACGUAAGCGUUUGAAUGAAUCUGAAGCAACAUCAAUCAGUGUUAAUGAAUAUAUAUUACGUAUUCAGAACUUAGAGCAAGAAAUUCAAAAUAUGAACAUUACUUUGAUAAAUAAAGAGUCAAUUUUGCAACAGUAUAUUCAAGAAAUCACGGAACAAAAAACACUUUUAGAUAAUAAUAAAAUCGAAAUUGAUAAACUUCGCACGGAAACGCAAACAAUAAUAGAUUUAAAAACAGAGCAAAUAGAUAGUUUAAAUUUGGAAUUAGAAGAGACUCGUAGGAUGUUGGAAGAAACUCGACAUAAUUUGAAUGAGAAAAUAUCUUUGUUAGAAAAGAGUGAUCAGAUGUUAAAUGAAAACCAAAUAGAGAUUGAUAGAUUGUUAACUAUACAGCAGAAUCAAUGUCAACAGAGUUCUUCUAAUAUUGUAGAUGGUUUGCCUAUUUUCAGAAUGGGUAAUGAUGAAGAAAAUUUACAACGCAUAAUAGAUACCAUGCAAGUUGAAUUGGAAAACAAACAGGAGGAAAUUGAGCAUUUGAAAUACAUUCUAAAUGAAAAUACAUAUCCCAAUAUGAUUCAAGAAAUGCAACAGAGGAUUAAUUGUUUAUAUAAUGAAAAAGUUGAACUAGAAUCUGCUUUGGAAGUAGCUAAUAUAAAAGUUGAAGAAAAAGAGAAACAGAUUGAUACUUUGAGACAACAAAUAGAGAUACGAAAUCAGGAAUCCAUUUCCAAGGAAGAAGCAAAUCUUCAUUCCAAAGAUCGAAGGUCAAUUCAAGAUCAAGAACAGAUUGUUACACUUCAGAAUGAGUUGUAUGCCAAGGAACAGGAAAUUAACGAACUUAAAUAUAUCAUAGCUGAAAAAGACUCUCAAUUGUCUUUGCAAGUCAGCAUGGAGCCUCAAUCAGACGAGUUUGAAUUACGUGAAAUGGUGCAGAGAUUGACUUCUGAAUUAUAUGGUAGGGAACAGGAAAUUCAACAUUUGAAAUCAACAAUUGUUGAAUUGCAGAAAGAAAUUUCUCGUCUGCAAGAGUUUGAAAGGCUCUCAGAAACAACUAAAGAAACUAUACAGAAAUUUAGCGCAGAGAAAGAACAGAUUCGUUUACAGGCUCAAGAAUUUCUGGAGAAAAAACUAAAAGAAAAAGAAACAGAGAUUGAUGAAAUAAAGCAAAAGUUAGCUAAAGAGAAUGAAAAUGUUUUAGACGAAUUACGAUUGAGGGGUAGGGACAUUGAAAAUCUAACGAAGCAAUUGAAAGAAUUCUCUAUGACAGAACAAAUAUUGAAAAACGAAUUGCAUCAAAAGGAUGAAGAACUGAUCCGGGUAAAUUCCAAUUUGGCAGAAAAGGAACGUAGACUAGCUGAAGUGAGUAUCACUAAAGAUGCUGAGCUUCACAAUUUGAAAAUUCAAAUUUAUGAGAAAGAGGAACGUAUAGAGGAACUUUUAGCAUUAUAUGACAAAGAACAAAAACAACUUAUGGAACUCAAAAAUACUUUAGCAGCCAGAGAAACAGAAAUAAAUUCGUUGAAGACACUUUUAGAAGACAAAGUAAAGGAAUAUCAAUUAAUUCAAAAUGUUUUAAAGAAAGACGUUCCUGUGAUUGAGACUUCUGCAGUUCGAAGCAUAGAAACUUCUAGCGAAGAAAGUAAAACAUCGACCUCACAGGAACUAGAUGUUGCAUUGUAUAUGCUUCAUCAAAGAGAUAUCAGAUGUGAGGAAUUAACUCAUGAAUUGAUGCAAUUAUUGGAAGAACGUGAUACAUUGCAAUUACGUCUCUCUAAUGCAAUUAGAGUGAACGAGGAGCUGAGAAAGAUGAGUAAUUCAGCAAGUUCUGAUCUUAGUCCAAAAAAGGAAAUGUCCUCUUCUGGCAGUGUGGAACCAAUUGUAGAACAUCCUUCGCCAUCAAAGUCUGAGGGACCAAUUGAGAUAGCCAAGGAAGCUAUUGAUGCUCCAAUUGGUGAAGACAAGGAGUCUCUUGUCUCAAAGCUGUCACAGCUGCAAACGGUGAGCCACGCAAAAGACGUGCGAUUGAGGGAUGAACGAGAGCUGAGGCACACACAGCAAAUGUCUUUGCUAGCGCACAAAGACGUUUUAAGUACCUUGCCUCCUGAAGCAGCUGCCAGGCUCAUCAAUGCAAAUUAUACACUCUCUAGGGAUGUUCAGAGUCAGUCGAGCGUUCUGUUAAAUUGGCUGUGGGGUAAAAGCACACCAAAGGUGGUACACAUGUGAUGGAAUAUUAAUGACGGUAAAGUGAAUACCAUCCUUGCCUUCUGGAUACAUUCCUGCCAAGUGCCAACUGCCGAGACUAUUUCCCUAAUCAAAUUAAAUCGAAAGAAAAGAGCAAUUAAAAAUGUUUCGAUUAAUUGAUUGGCAUUUUAUGAGGGCGAUGUGAUUGUAAAAUGUGAUGCACGUAUUACUAGGAUUCAGGGGUGCAAACACGUUUGUACUUUUGAUGUGACAAUUCUGAGCAUUGAAACAUUAACUGCGUCGUGUUUCUCUUAAGGCUUCUGAAAUAAAAGUCGAUCUCUUCAAAAUAGAAGAGAAUAUGAGGAUAUGACUUAAUUGUAUUAUAAUCGUUGUAUAGCUAUCGUGUUAGAUAUAUUAUAAACGAAACAUUGCCUUGAAGAAACAAAUGUAUAUUUCAGUUAUUUUAUUAGCUCUGAAAUUGUUAAUAGUAUAACAUGUUUCUCGGAUAUCGAGUUCUGAUAUCUGAUGGAAAUAUAUUUGUUCCAAUGAUUACUCUUUUAUAGUUUUUACAAAUUGUUUUAUUUAACAUGCGUUUUAUGCAAAUCCUUUGUAAUUUGCCAGCCACUUACCAACACGAAUGUUUUUAGGUAGUAUUACCAAAUCGCAAAUAAAUUUUAAUAAAAUACUGACAAAUCACAUGAUUAUCGAAAUCUAAAAAGGUUUUAUUCACCAAUAAAAGCGCCGUAUUUGUUGCUUUUUAACCGUGAUGAUUCGAACUUUCUAUUUCCACGAAAUUUUGUACAGGAACAGAAAAGCAUAAAUAAAUUAUAAAAUUAAAAUAUUUAUUCA
Frieseomelitta varia is the source of this 12139-nucleotide messenger RNA. Its product is annotated as protein lava lamp-like. Lineage: Eukaryota; Metazoa; Arthropoda; Insecta; Hymenoptera; Apidae. Gene Ontology annotation, biological process: glycyl-tRNA aminoacylation. The coding region runs from base 335 to 11332 and encodes 3665 amino acids. Gene Ontology annotation, cellular component: cytoplasm. The transcript is spliced from 12 exons. Gene Ontology annotation, molecular function: ATP binding; glycine-tRNA ligase activity. The record is from RefSeq and is a predicted model, not a curated record.